GUCAACAACAAUGUUUUUUUUUACAACGUACAUUCCAGCCACUUCGUUCUACUGUUACUAAUUAGAUUCUAAUUUGUUUUCUGUAAAGAAUAACUUAAUAUUUAUUUCCUCGUAAACUAUACAAUGAGCUGUGUGAGUGACCUAUCUCAAUCAAAUGAGUAUUUGAGUUUUCGAAGUAGCAUACCGUUGAGGAAAAUCGUUGUUGACUCAGAUAGUUCCAAGGCAUGGCGGAUAUUCGAUUCUGGUCCAAAGUCGGUCGCGUGCCCUUUGAUAUGUUUACCUCCCGUUUCCGGCACAGCCGAUGUUUUCUAUAAGCAAGUGAUGGGCCUGGCGUCUCGAGGGGUCCGUGUGAUAUCCGCGGAACCCCCGCCUUACUGGAAUAUGAAGGAGUGGUGUGAUGGAUUCAAAAGACUGAUAGACUAUCUAGAGCUUGACAAGGUGCAUAUUUUUGGGGCUUCCUUAGGUGGAUUCCUAGCCCAAAAGUUUUCCGAGCUAACAUUGAAUUGCCCCCGAGUGGCAUCGCUAAUACUGUGCAACUCCUUCACCGACACGUCCGUGUUUGAGUUCAAAGACUCCUCGGCUCUCUUCUGGCUCCUGCCGUCCUUGGUCCUGAAGAGGAUGCUCAUGGGAAACUUCUCGGCGGAGAAAGCUGAUCGGAGAAUCAUUGAGGCGAUUGAUUUCAUGGUUGAGAGGCUAGAGUCCCUGAACCAAUCGGAGCUAGCCUCCCGCUUAACUCUGAACUGCACACCGGGGUAUAUGCAGCCGCACCUCCUCAACGAGCUGGCGGUCACCAUCGUGGACGUGUGGGACGAGUGCGCCCUCAGCCCGCAGGUCAGGGAGGACCUGUACAAGUCCUACCCGCAGGCCAAGCUGGCGCACCUGAAGAGCGGCGGCAACUUCCCCUAUCUGAGCCGGGGCGAUGAAGUCAACUUGCAUUUAUUAAUUCACCUCCGCCAGUUUGACAACACGGAGCUCUCAGCUUCUUACCUCAGCCUGCACAAGAUGCCAGCGCCCGCGCAGCCCGAAGAGGGCACAGUCAGCUACUUUAAUCAGCGGGAUAAGUUUGUUAAAAUCGCGUGAAUCUCUGCAUCGCUAGGGGCGCUAAGAGAUAAGGGAAGUGUUCAGGGCUGUGUACAGUCUAUGUGUAAGGCAUGAGAGCACCCUUAUAUUGGGUGUUUAGCGGGCAGGGGCCCGUUUCUCGAAAGGUACAAGCCUUGUAUUACAAAUGCGCGAACUGUCAAAUCGUAUGGGUUGUCAUGGAAACACACUUGUAAUACAAGGCUU
Messenger RNA from Leguminivora glycinivorella, 1284 nucleotides. Its product is annotated as maspardin-like. The transcript is spliced from 5 exons. The coding region runs from base 124 to 1080 and encodes 318 amino acids. Lineage: Eukaryota; Metazoa; Arthropoda; Insecta; Lepidoptera; Tortricidae. The record is from RefSeq and is a predicted model, not a curated record.